UUUCUCUUCUUCCCCCAGUUUUUGUUCUUCUCGCCGGAAACACUACAAUGGUGAAGUCUAUUAGAUUCGGUGAUCAUUGGAUUUUUAAGUGGGAGGACAUUGAGCUAGGACCCCCAAAGGAAGGGGAGGUCCUUGUGAAAUUUGAGACUCAUGACAUUAGCUUUCAUGCUGUGGAUUCCAAUUCCUGUAUACAAGGUAUUGGCGCCGUUGGUGUGGUCAAAGCAUUGGGUUCGGGAGUAACUGGGAUAAAACCUGGCGAUCGUGUUGCUUAUUAUGAUCCCUACCCAACGGGAUUAUAUGUUGAAGAACAGAUCUUAUCUGCUGACAAAGUGGCUCUUGUUCCUAGGCUUGUUCUCACUGAUACAGCAAUGUCCCUGCUUUUGAAGGGGAUGAUGACGCAAUUUUUACUUUGCAGUUGCUUCCAGGUUAAGCCUGAACACAUGGUUCUGAUUCACCCUGUAGCAGCUGGAGUUGGCUCCAUUAUGUGCCAAUGGGCAAAAGCUAUUGGGGCAACAGUCAUUGGCACGGUCCUAACUAAAGAACAGGCCGCCCAAGCUAAAGAGUAUGGUUGCCAUCAUACCAUACUCUACAAGGAGGAGGAUCUUGUCUCCCGUGUUGAUAAGAUCACGUCCGGACAAGGAGUGGAGGUUGUGUAUGACUUUGUUGGACAAGAGACAUUUCAGAGAUCCUUGGACUGCUUGAAAACUCGUGGCUAUAUGGUGAGUGUUGGACCUUCAUUGCCAGAUCCUCUGCCUGUAUCAGUUCUUGCAGCAAAGUCUCUAUUUUUCACCAGGCCUUCUUUGAUACAUUACGCAAGCACACCCAAGGAACUGAAAGAAUGUAUUGGAGAGGUACUUUCGAAUGUGGAAUUGAGUGUGCUAAGAGAUUUAGAGCCUAAGACAAGUCCACCACUGUCAGCUGUCCAGCACUCUUGUGGCUUAUCUUCAAAUUAACGAUCAACGGUUUGAGGAUGCAGAAGAGAUGGAUAGCGAUGAUCAUAACCAGCAACACUGAGCUGUUACAGACCCAAACAUUUGCAUUCUCUAGUACCUGUACUGUUAUACGCUUCUGUUUUGAUGUAAUCUGUUUAGACGUGGGACUUUUGUGUAUAUUUGAGUUAGGAACCAUGUAGGUUUUCACAGGUCAUGUUUGACAGAAUUGACCUUAAACAAUUAUCCUUCUUUGUUACACAUGCACGCUAGAAUCUUGUGCUAUGAUGACAUCCCUAUUGAAUUGAAUUUCUGCACCCUAAUUGUUUCUGGUAUUAGGCAGUUUGAACAUGUAGCAGAUUCUUUGGAUGUUU
This is a messenger RNA of Ipomoea nil (Japanese morning glory), 1303 nucleotides long. RefSeq names its product 2-haloacrylate reductase-like. The coding region runs from base 48 to 953 and encodes 301 amino acids. Gene Ontology annotation, molecular function: quinone reductase (NADPH) activity. The transcript has 7 exons. Lineage: Eukaryota; Viridiplantae; Streptophyta; Magnoliopsida; Solanales; Convolvulaceae. Gene Ontology annotation, biological process: cellular response to oxidative stress. The record is from RefSeq and is a predicted model, not a curated record. Gene Ontology annotation, cellular component: cytoplasm; cytosol.